AUGAGUCAUUCGGAUGCGAAUAUCCCUCUAGUGGAAAUCAUAAGCGAACCAUAUACUUCCACGAAUCCACCUCAAUAUGCCCGCCAAGAUUCACAACAACUGUCCGCAACGUCUACAGCAAGUGGCGAACGAUCUCAUACUACACUUGAUAAUCAAAGUCAAAAUACGACUGAUCAGUCCAAUUUGACCAAUGCACCCCGACACAUUCGCCAACUUGAACGUUCCCUUUCCGAGGCGACUACUGUCGUGAAUGUAGGUGCCGGUCAAUCCCAUAUCGACCUACCCAGGUUCACGGCACGAACAACUGGUCAAUCCUGCUGCCAAGCCCACUCAGACGACAUUUCCAAAUGUGUGUGUUAUACCGUCACGUUCGCUUGUGGGGCUGGACUGGUUUUUGGUGGUAUAGCAGCGGCGUCUGCUUGCUGUAAUGGAUGUCCUCCCUUCUAA
Kwoniella mangroviensis CBS 8507 is the source of this 447-nucleotide messenger RNA. RefSeq lists its product as uncharacterized. The transcript has a single exon. The record is from RefSeq and is a predicted model, not a curated record. NCBI's taxonomy places the organism in Eukaryota, Fungi, Basidiomycota, Tremellomycetes, Tremellales, Cryptococcaceae. Bases 1 to 447 code for a protein of 148 amino acids.